AUGCUGGGACAAUUUUAUCAAUGGGAGCCUGGGUAUUGCCAGCUAGAACUUCAGAAGUUGAGUCCCUCUGUUCGAAGCUCUGGCCCUCAGGCAAGUUUGUGGGACGAUCUUGAUGACUGGGAAACCAAGUCUGAGGCGGAGGAUGUUGCGAAGGAUGCAGAAGCAUUCUCCAGCAUCAUUGUUCAAAACGAGUCUCCUCUGCAAAUAGCAAAGCUGCGAGCGCCGCUGGUCACACUAAAGCUCGACUUUGCACCAUUGCCGCCGUACGAAUACUGUAGAAGAAUACACCACUACUUGCCGUCAUACGAAGAAAAGGAGAUGCAUAUCGAGAACGCGUUGGAUGGAGAAGAUUCGCAGUUAUUGUGGCUUACAUUUUGUCCACUCGUCGACGAGGAUGAACGGUUGCCUGAGCAUCACUUGCGAACGUUCCUUGAAGACUCUAUAAUUGGCUGGGAGACACAAAGUGUCCAUGAUAAUGACAUCGAUAUAAUCGAGAUAGAGGUCGUCGCACGCUUACUUGGAAUGGAGUUGAAGCCUGAGCAGGUCGACGAGCUAUUCCUUUUACCACGAUGUAUCCUGGGUACAGAUGAUCCUGGUAUUGUAACUGUGUGGAACCGCCGAGAGCAUAUUUUUCCUCCCCAUUGGACGAUCGCACAUCCAUUGAUCAUGGGAAACGAAAACAAGCUGCACCGAUUGGUGGAUCAUUUCCACGCAUGGUGCAGCCUGUGUGCGGAAUAUGAGUGCCAUUUUCACCCCUUCUCGCCAGCCGUCACACAAAAAACGAUCACUCGAACGACCAAACUCCCAAAUAUGAUUGGGCUCCCAGAAACGGCAUGCCAUCAAACAGACUGUGUAGUUUCUCAUUCGAGCACGGAAACCUUUCAGGACGCUGAGGAUGUCCGAAAUAUGAUCACUACAUUCUUCGUCACAUACAGCGUACUAAAAUGGACGACUUCCUGUGAGAUUGCUGCUAUACUUGCUGAACCUUGCUGGAAGGUGCAUAAAAUAAUCAACGAGGUACUCGAGUCAUCCAAGAGUACUGCCACGAUCGACAAAGUCCAUUCAUCAAGACCUGGCAGCCGGAUACAACCUCCGAAUUUUCUAAACUGGAAACCAGUCGGACCAUGUUAUCACGAAGGACCGUGUACACAGACAGAAUGUCCAUGCGUCGAAAUAGGCAACUGGUGCAGUAGCCCACGAGCUGACUCGACCCACAUUGAGGUCCUCGACGCCCGGUCGGCUGCAAGUGCAAAGGAAAGUGUGACAUCAUCGACCAAUGCACCACUCGCAGUUAAAACAGUAUGCGUCAACAACAACAUUCAACGUCGACGCAACGCAAGAACAGAAAUACGACGUGCAGAGCAUGGAUGGGGUCUUUUUGCGCUCGAGAAUAUCCCACGCUUUGGUUGGAUUGCACCCUAUCUUGGGGAACUACACUCGAGCUGUACUGCCAACGUAAGGGAGAUUGUGGCAAGACAUUGCGGCCGCAACUACAACUUCACCAUGACGUCGGAGAUGCAUAUAGAUGGUACUUCAUGUGGAAACGAAACUCGCUUCAUCAACGAUCCCCGUCGGGCUGAGCGGGUUAAUUGCGUGAUUCGAAGGAUCUGGGUGGACGGCCACUUAUAUUUUGGGAUCGAAGCAAGCAAGCGCAUCAAGCGUGGCCACGAGCUGUAUCUCAGUUACGGCAACGACUUUUGGUCAUAA
This is a messenger RNA of Serendipita indica DSM 11827, 1707 nucleotides long. NCBI's taxonomy places the organism in Eukaryota, Fungi, Basidiomycota, Agaricomycetes, Sebacinales, Serendipitaceae. The record is from the annotation of a GenBank genome assembly.